Molecule: messenger RNA, 379 nt
Organism: Sceloporus undulatus (fence lizard)
Lineage: Eukaryota; Metazoa; Chordata; Lepidosauria; Squamata; Phrynosomatidae
Product: cytochrome c oxidase subunit 7C, mitochondrial
Exons: 3
Coding region: 68-259 (63 amino acids)
Biological process (GO): mitochondrial electron transport, cytochrome c to oxygen
Source: RefSeq, a predicted model, not a curated record
CUUCUUCUCCCUGGACGCGAAGGUCGUUUGAGACGAGGCAGCAGCAGCGGCUUGUUCUCUGGGCGCCAUGUUGGGGGUCAGCGUCCGACGUUUCGCCACUUCAGCCCUUCGCCGGGCGCAUUACGAGGAAGGGCCGGGGAAGAAUCUCCCUUUCUCUGUGGAAAACAAAUGGAGGUUACUGGCAAUGAUGGCAGCCUUCUUUGGAAGUGGGUUUGCCGCUCCCUUUGUUAUUGUAAGACAUCAGCUACUCAAGAAGUGAACAUGCUCUGACAGAUUGGAGGUGGAUGUUAUCCUAGAAUAGAGUUUCCUUUUCUGUGGAAGAAUAAAACUAACCACACUGGAUGUGCUUGUAAAUAAAAAGUUGAAUCUGAAAAUAAAA